Molecule: messenger RNA, 974 nt
Organism: Cuscuta epithymum
Lineage: Eukaryota; Viridiplantae; Streptophyta; Magnoliopsida; Solanales; Convolvulaceae
Source: the annotation of a GenBank genome assembly
CAAUUAAGCAGCUGCACAAUUUGUAUUUUGGACACGAAUAAAACUGAACCUUGCGUGAUUCGCGAAGCAACUCCAUCUUUAUAGGGCGGUGUUCAGCUAGCACAAAAAGUAGGAAGAGAAAGGAGCAGAGAAGAAGAAGAAGAUGGUGAAAGAUAGGAAGAUCGGAGUCGCCAUGGAUUUCUCGAAGAGCAGCGUAGCCGCGCUUAAAUGGGCAAUCGACAAUUUAGCCGAUAAAGGCGAUACUUUCGUCAUUAUCCACAUCAAAUCCCAUGUUCCUCACGAAUCUCGCAACCAGCUGUGGUCUGAAUCUGGCUCUCCCUUGAUCCCCUUGUCUGAAUUCCGUGAGCCGGAGGUGAUGAAGAAGUACGAUAUUGAGACUAAUAUUGAAGUUCUGGACUUGCUUGAUACUGCUACUAGGCAGAAAGAGAUAAACGUAGUUACAAAGCUGUACUUGGGUGAUCCAAGGGAGAAGCUGAUCGAGGCAGCUGAAGAUCUGAAGUUGGACUCUUUGGUUAUGGGCAGCAGAGGCCUUAGCACCCUGCAGAGGAUAAUAAUGGGGAGUGUGACCAACUAUGUGCUGUCAACUGCGACCUGCCCAGUGACUGUUGUGAAGCACCCAGAUUUUCACAAGAACUGAUGCAGAAGGGAAAGAGCUUUUGUGGCAAUGAGUUCUUUUUAACAUAAACAAGAUGGGAGCUUCUUUUUAUAUCCUUUUAUAUGCCUAAUUAUCCUACCUGUAUAAUUAUAUGUCCAUUGGGUACUUCUGUCUCUCAGAGAAGAUUGUGUGUUCUGGUUCUCCUUCCCUAUAUAAGCUUUCUUUGCAUUCUGAUUAAAGAAUAAAGGACUUUUUCUCAGUUUUCUUGUACUUAAUGGCAUUAACUAUCUCUCAUGUUAUCUUUAUUUUUUCCCACCCCUAUCAGCCAUUCUUCUUUUCCUUGGGUAUGAGUAGAAAUUAAAUGUUGUGCCAUUGCACA